Messenger RNA from Erinaceus europaeus (western European hedgehog), 945 nucleotides. Its product is annotated as olfactory receptor 2G3. Gene Ontology annotation, molecular function: olfactory receptor activity; G protein-coupled receptor activity. Lineage: Eukaryota; Metazoa; Chordata; Mammalia; Eulipotyphla; Erinaceidae. Gene Ontology annotation, biological process: G protein-coupled receptor signaling pathway. Gene Ontology annotation, cellular component: membrane. The transcript has a single exon. The record is from RefSeq and is a predicted model, not a curated record. Bases 1 to 945 code for a protein of 314 amino acids.
AUGGAAAGGGCCAACGAGAGCUCUCUCAUGGGCUUUGUCCUUCUUGGCUUCUCAGACCACCCUCACCUGGAGGCUAUGCUCUUUCUGUUUGUGCUUUUCUUCUACCUGCUGACCCUUAUAGGCAACUUCACCAUCAUCCUGGUGUCUUACCUGGAUGCCCAUCUCCACACUCCCAUGUACUUCUUCCUCAGCAACCUGUCCCUGCUGGACCUGUGCUUCAGCACCAGUCUGGCACCACAGACCCUGGUCAAUCUGCGAGGCCCUGAGAAGACUAUCACCUAUGGUGGCUGUGUGGCGCAGCUGUACAUUUCCCUCGCUCUGGGCUCCACUGAAUGUAUCCUGCUGGCAGUCAUGGCUUUGGACCGCUACGUUGCUGUCUGCAAGCCUCUCCACUAUGUGGUCAUCAUGAACCCUAGACUGUGCCAGCAGCUGGCAUCUGUCUCCUGGCUCAGUGGUUUGGCCAACUCCCUGAUCCAUGCCACCUUUACUUUACAGUUGCCUUUCUGUGGCAACCAUAGGCUGAACCACUUUAUCUGUGAAGUUCCAGCUCUGCUCAAGUUAGCUUGUGCAGACACAACAGUCAAUGAGCUGGUGCUGUUUACUGUCAGUAUCCUGUUCCUCCUUCUUCCCCCUGCACUCAUCCUUGUCUCCUAUGGUUUCAUCACUCAGGCUGUGCUGAGGAUCAAGUCAGCAGAGGUCAGGCACAAAGCCUUCAACACCUGCUCCUCCCACCUCACAGUUGUAGUCAUCUUCUAUGGUACCAGCAUCUACAUGUACCUGCAGCCAAGCGACAGUUACUCCCAGGACCGAGGCAAGUUCAUCUCCCUCUUCUACACUAUAGUGACACCCACCUUAAAUCCCAUUAUCUACACUUUGAGGAACAAGGAUGUGAAAGAGGCAUUGAAGAGACUUCUUUCAGGAAAACUCUGCUCCCUACAGAGGUGA